Molecule: messenger RNA, 393 nt
Organism: Alnus glutinosa
Lineage: Eukaryota; Viridiplantae; Streptophyta; Magnoliopsida; Fagales; Betulaceae
Product: V-type proton ATPase subunit F-like
Exons: 4
Coding region: 1-393 (130 amino acids)
Biological process (GO): proton transmembrane transport
Cellular component (GO): proton-transporting V-type ATPase, V1 domain; membrane
Molecular function (GO): proton-transporting ATPase activity, rotational mechanism
Source: RefSeq, a predicted model, not a curated record
AUGGCUGGGCGAGCUCAAAUCCCCCAAAAAAGCUCAGCACUUAUUGCUAUGAUUGCCAAUGAGGACACUGUAAAUGGAUUUUUGCUGGCUAGUGUAGGUAAUGUCGACUUGCGGAGAAAGACAAACUACCUUUUUGUUGAUUCAAAAACAACAGCCAAAGCAAUUGAAGAUGCAUUCAAAGAGUUCACCACAAAAGAGGACAUUAUUAUUGUUCUCAUCAGCCAAUAUGUCUCAAACAUGAUAAGGUUCCUGGUUGAUAGUUACAAUAAGCCAGUACCAGCAAUUUUGGAGAUCCCUUCCAAGGAUCAUCCUUAUGACCCUGCUCAUGAUUCAGUUCUUUCGCGUGUGAAGUAUCUCUUCUCUGCUGAAUCUGUGGCAUCCGAACGGCGUUGA